AUGAGCAAUUCAAAAGAAAGACUUAUUAAGUGCAAUAUUCAUCCUUAAUUUCAGCUGCAUUUCAGGAAAGGCGAGGUCAUCAAGCUUGACGGAUACUGUACUUAUUCCAAUCUCAUUAAUAGAACACCUUCCAUUUUGUCUAUUGUUGUAUUUGCUCCUUUUAGAAUUGCUAGGAAUAACAUCAUAUAUAUUACUCUGUCUUUAAUUUCUUUGAUUUUACUUGCUUCUAUUUGGUCAAUGUAAUUAUAAUUAUAUUGUAGAGACUCGCCACA
This is a messenger RNA of Paramecium octaurelia, 272 nucleotides long. Lineage: Eukaryota; Ciliophora; Oligohymenophorea; Peniculida; Parameciidae. The record is from the annotation of a GenBank genome assembly.